ACUUUGUCGUCUCUCCGCUGCAGUUCUCUUGAGGUGCUGCUUCUGAGAGUCUUGCCUGCCAUCAUGUCCACCUCUGUGCAGGUAGAGGCGAUCGCAGAGAGGAGCCAUGGGACAGUGGGCCGCUGCCGGUGCUCGUUCUGGUUCGCUGUGGCCCACGACAUCCUCGGCGUCUUCAUAAUGAUGGUGGGGGUGUUCGGGGGGCUGGUCAUCCACGACCUGUUCAUCUACGCCGGAGCCAUAAUCAUUUUCCUCAGUUUGAUCUGGUGGGUGUUCUGGUACUCAGGCAACAUCGACGUGCCGCCCGAGGAGCUGGAGGACGACGUAGGCCUGAUGAAGAAGAAGAAUCGAGGGCUGAGCCAGGCUGUGAGACGAGUGUCUAACGGGAUCAGGAACUCUUUGAGGAGGAAAGGUCGACCUGGCGGAGAGGAGUCCUCAGGGGACCACGUACCUACGGUCUCUGGUACAGAUGUGGCCUUCUCGACACAAAAUGGAACCACUGCCUCAUCAAAAGAACUUGUCAGAGAACCUCUGUCCAUCUGAACUUGAACAGACUAAAGUUGGAUAUUUUUUCGUUUCCUCUGUUUUGAAAGGACUUUCAGGUUUGCCUACAACGGUAAUCAUUAGUCAACACU
Molecule: messenger RNA, 632 nt
Organism: Nematolebias whitei (Rio pearlfish)
Lineage: Eukaryota; Metazoa; Chordata; Actinopteri; Cyprinodontiformes; Rivulidae
Product: transmembrane protein 238
Exons: 1
Coding region: 64-540 (158 amino acids)
Source: RefSeq, a predicted model, not a curated record